AAUCCCAUCUUAAUCAUCUUCUCAUUUCUACACACGAUCAUAAAAUCCCCUCCGGUAAUUUGUGGGAUUUUCCCAAUUCGUUCCUAGAAAGAUUGUUCGUACGUUUUCUUGAUCUUUCAAAUUCCCCCAAAUGGAGACUCCAUCAUCGUCAACCAGGAGAGUGACCCGAUCUCAGGCCAAAGCUGCUGCUUCUGCAAAUGCCCUCCCAGCCAAUAACAUCCCCAUUUCAAAGAUGAGACUGGAAGAGUGUGAAAGCAAGAAAGGGGAUAAAUGCAGACAGAGAAAUGCCCGGAACAAUCAGCAUCAGCAGCAGCAAGAGAGAUGUGCUCUGAUUGACAUAACAAACGACUCACCCAUUAUAGGGCUGGCAAUGGGGAGUGUGACGCCAUCAUCUUCAAUGGCGAUGGGGAAGAAAAGGGCAAUGAUGAUGUCAACAACUACCGCUACUCCCGGAUCCGGGGAGGCUCUUCUGAGAGGCCAAGUCAAGAACUUGCUUCAGAAGGUUGAAGAAGAAAAAUCCCAUCUUUUUCAACUCCCAAGGGGAAACGACAACAACAACAAUAAUAACAGACCUUUCCUUGUUCAUCUUCAAAGCCCUAUGAAUCUUCUUGCCCCAACGCCUGCAAACACUCCCCAUCUAAACCCCUCUCAGAAUCUCCCGCCUUCUCUCACUCCAACUCCUGUUCAAGACAAAUUCACCAUCUCUCAGAUUAUUGUGAAUGGGAAAGAGGAGUGUGAAGCUGAGGAGGAGAUGAAGGUGACAAGGUCACUGCUGCUGGAAUUCUCAGAGAAAUUGGAGGGUUCAGAUUCUUCAUCAAUGGUGACAAAUGAGACUGUGAUAACAGCACCAGCUGGAGCUGGGGAUGAUGAUGCUUCUUCUUCUCGCUGGUCAAUUCAGGCCAAUGCUGCAAGUGGGAGUACCAUUGAUGAAGAAGAAGAGUGGGUUGAAGAUGAAGAAUUUCCAGAAGAAGAAGAAUGGGUUGAUGAUGAUUUUGAAGAAGAAGAAGAAGGUGAGGGGAAGAUUGUAUGCAAUGGAGGAGAUCUUGAAGAGCUGUGCCAGGGGAUGAAGAAGAUGGGCUUCAAUGGCGCAGGGAAGCACGUGAGGUUUGUGUACAACAGUGACGGCGAGAUUGAAGGCACGGUGGCGGCGGCGGCAGUGGAGGAGGAGGAGGGCUGCUGCGGCGGUGCUCUGGUUCUGAAGGGCUUGCCACCGCCUAGUGGAAAGCACCUCCGUUUCCAUGAAGAAGAGGAUGAAGAAUAAAGGCACAAAAUCCAGUCUUUAUUAAAAAAAAACCUCCCUG
Cuscuta campestris is the source of this 1301-nucleotide messenger RNA. The record is from the annotation of a GenBank genome assembly. Lineage: Eukaryota; Viridiplantae; Streptophyta; Magnoliopsida; Solanales; Convolvulaceae.